This is a messenger RNA of Stylophora pistillata, 789 nucleotides long. RefSeq lists its product as uncharacterized. The record is from RefSeq and is a predicted model, not a curated record. NCBI's taxonomy places the organism in Eukaryota, Metazoa, Cnidaria, Anthozoa, Scleractinia, Pocilloporidae.
AUGUGGAAAAGGCUAGAUGAGAAGUAUGGAAAUCCAGCAAAGGUUGCAGAUGUCAUUAUUGACGGGAUAUGGAGAACAGAAACUAUAAGAGAAGGAGAGGAGAAGAGAUUUUUUGAGUUCGUAGAGAUCAUUGAAGAGGGCUAUAGAGAUCUAAAAAGGCUCACUCUAGAAUCGGAGAUAACAAAAGCAGGCUCUGUCAGUAUCAUAGAAAAGAAACUACUGGCAGACAUUCGACGAAAAUGGGCCGAGACGGUGAGCGCUGAUAACAGUACCGUUGAUAAAACUAACAAAUUUCCAUUGCUUCUUAAAUUCCUAAACAGCCAACGUAGAGCCAUAGAGUAUGACACGGCCUCACUAAGGGUACCAGCCGGUCCAUUUAAAUCCGUCAUUCAUCACACAACUGCUAAGGAGGAAAUCGAUAUGAAAGGCCAAAGACUGACGCAAGGUAAAUGCUUAAUUCGUGAGGGAGGCAAACAUUCCACUGAGGAAUGUAAAGUCUGCUCGUCGAAGUCUCUUUACGAAAAGAAGACGCUACUGAAAGAGAAAAAUGCUUGCUGGUCUUGUCUUAAGGUCGGUCACCUGUCUCGUGUAUGCAGAGCGAAGAAGACAUGCAACAUCAAAGACUGUCCACUGACACAUCAUCACUCUCUGCACGAAGAAAUACAGGUGUUAAACACGUCCAACACUUCUGGGUCAAAAAAAUUUUGUAGGAAUACAGAGACUGACACCUGCCUGUUACAAGUGCAGAAGAUCAAAACCAAAAGGGAACUUGAACGUGAUGUGAGAUAA